AUGUGGCUCUUGGUUUUGCUGUAUCACCGGUCCUUCCCAACAGUAUCGUUGUUCAGUUUGAGUGUAGCCUCCCCUGCACCGCAGCUGUGGCUCGCUCUGUGCCGGGACCCGGGCUGGAGGGAGGAGAGGAGAGGAGAGAAGAGGAGAGGAAGGGCUGGCCGGGAGCAGGAGUGCUGCGCAAUAUGGCGCCCGAGCGUGGUCUUCACCACCAUUGUAUACAAAGAUACUGUCUUGAUCGCUGAAUCAUACGUUGACGUUACCGCCAUAGUGGAUGUGACAAAGGGGGAGACAACAGUGAAGAUGCUGCUUGGAGACGUAGCAGCCAUUACACAAAAGGUACAGGUUCCAAAGUAUUUAGCGCAACAGUGGGACAAAGCAACAGAGAAGGGAGAAGUGGGGAAGCUUACUAUUGGAAAAAAGCAAGGCAAAACUCAGGUUUGUUUCAGUCUGAAUGAAGAGCUGACAACUAUCGGUGCUGGUGGGGAGAGUGAGUCUCCUCUGCAGGUCCCCAGAGAGCAUCCCUUCACCAUGAACUCACUGGGUGGACAGACCAUGGCUGUCUUCAGCCAGGGUGAUAAAGAUGAGCUCAGUCUGGAGGGGAUGGUGGUGCACAGAGCUGAAUGCAGACCCGUCGUCACUGACAACUACAUGAAGCUUAAGAGGGUUCAGAUGAAGGAGUCCUUGAAGCCCCAGCGUUUAUCACAGCAGCUGGAGAGAGCCAUCACGACCGUCUACAAGCCUGUGGCCAACCACGACUUCAACGUGGAAUAUGAGAAGAAGAAGAAAUCCGAGGGCAAGAUGGUGAGAGCUGAGCGACCGGUGGUGUUGGACAUGCUCUUCUCUGCUUUUGAGAAGCACCAGUACUACAACAUAAAAGAUCUGGUGGACAUCACCAAGCAACCCGUGACCUACCUGAAAGAGAUCAUGAGGGACAUUGGUACAUACAACAGCAAAGGUGCUCACAAAAGCACAUGGGAGCUGAAAGCAGAGUACAGACACUACCGGUCAGCUGAGGAGGAGGAGGAGGAAGAAGAGAUGCAGACGGCCUAAUUUCCAUUUACAGGCAACUUUUUUUUCUUCCUGCCUGCAUGACACACUGUUACUUCAGUAAUGCAAUAGCCUUUAUUACGGUUUAGCUAUCAGGAUUAGUUUUUCUUUUCAGUGAUGCCAAUGCAAGCCUUUGCCUCCAUGUUGGAGAUUCCAGUAAACUUCAUUUUCAACA
Hippocampus zosterae (dwarf seahorse) is the source of this 1222-nucleotide messenger RNA. RefSeq names its product general transcription factor IIF subunit 2-like. Gene Ontology annotation, cellular component: transcription factor TFIIF complex. Gene Ontology annotation, biological process: transcription by RNA polymerase II; transcription initiation at RNA polymerase II promoter. The transcript has 8 exons. Bases 1 to 1050 code for a protein of 349 amino acids. NCBI's taxonomy places the organism in Eukaryota, Metazoa, Chordata, Actinopteri, Syngnathiformes, Syngnathidae. The record is from RefSeq and is a predicted model, not a curated record.